Messenger RNA from Strongylus vulgaris, 319 nucleotides. NCBI's taxonomy places the organism in Eukaryota, Metazoa, Nematoda, Chromadorea, Rhabditida, Strongylidae. The record is from the annotation of a GenBank genome assembly.
AGCUGAAGAUGUACCUCUUUGUGGAACGGGCAUCUUUGAACUCGUGGACAUUCUACCAGGAUAUCCAACUCCACCACAAAAACGAGAUCAUGUAGCAGCGUUGACUAAUGAAGGAGAUCAGAUUUCCAUUCGAAUAUUCGAGAAUGAUACAGUCCCAGUUCCCCCAGUGAGAUGUUCUCUUCGGAUAGAAACAUGUCCAAACUGCCUAAUAAAUGUUCGACAUCGCCCACCGUCGGAUUUUGUCAACGAGAGGGAAAUUCGAAUGGAAAAGCAGGCAAGAUGUAAGUCCGUUGAACCAUACAAGAUGGCAUUUCUUUGA